CACUUCUUCUUUCUCACCUGUACUCAGUCAUCUUGUAUCCGAAGAGAGUGUCAAUCUUGAAGGAAAGGAAUCUUUGGCAUCUGAAUUAGGCCCAUCAAAUAUUGCUCAUAUCUAGUUCUUUAAUCCUCCAUUGCAAAAUUCACAGAAAAAAGCUGUUCAAUCUCUUUAUUUUUGGUAAUGUUUCCUUUACACCAAAGCAAGAAGCUGGUCUUCCAGAUUUCAUCUAAUCCUCGUCAUCACCAUGAUCACACAAUUUCAGAAGAUCGUAGAGUUCCGGAGCAUGGCAACAUGGGAAAAAGCCGGCGGCGCAAAUUAGCUGUUACUUUGGACUAUAUGAUGGAUGAUGAUCACAAGUCUAAUGAUCAUAACAAGAAGAAGAAAAUGUUUAUGCACAGGGAAAGUGAAAGGCAAAGAAGGCAAGAAAUGGGUAUCCUACAUGCUUCACUUAGAUCCCUACUCCCUCUUGAAUUUAUCAAGGGAAAGCGUUCGAUAUCAGACCACAUGAACGAGGCUGUGAAUUAUAUAAAGCACCUCCAGAAUAGGAUCAAGAGAUUAGACGCCAAGAGAGCUGAACUGAAGAAGGUCUCCGAUCUAAUUAGCUCUAGUACUAGCACGGACGACCAUGGUGGUGAAAGUUCCCAUGGGGGAUCGCCAAGCUGUUUCACAGUCCAACCAUGUUGCGGUGGAGUGCAAAUCGUGAUCAGUACUGCCAUCGGCUUCAGAUCUGGAGAGGAAGGGUUACGCUUCUCAAUUUCUAGGGUUUUAGAAGUGCUUCUUGAACAAGGGCUUUGUGUUGUGAGCUGUGUCUCCUCCAAAAUAGAUGACAGACUCCUUCAUACUAUCCAGUCCGAGGCGAAUGAUCCAGAGAGUAUCGAUCUUUCUGCGCUGGAACAUAAACUAGAUGAAGUGCUUCCACGAUGUAAAUGAAUAUCCGAGUAACUUAAUACCUGUGUUGAUUCAUUUGGCCUUGGACUCCCCCAGUAUGCUGCUCCCAAUCUUAAUUUUUGUUUCCGAGAAAAUUUGAGCAUUGGUCCUUGGACUUUGACCCAAUUGGAGAUUUGGUUCUCGAACUAAAAUUCCGUAUGUAUUGGUCUUUGAACUUGUCACAGUAUAGAGCAAUGAAAUUUUGGGAUCAAAUUUCAGUAACCAAUACUUCAAUUGGGUCAAAUAUCAUGGACCAAUGCUUCAACUUUCUCUUUUAUUUUGGGAUCAAAUUUGGUGAUGACUCAAACGUAAAUUCUUACAAUUUACUAUGUGUUAUUUUGUUUAAGUACUUACUGAUAUCAUUUCAGUUAGCUCUACUUGAAUAUAAAUAUGGGAGGGAUGCAAAGUCUUGUAGAAGAACCUCACUUUGACCGUGCAGCGUGUAUAUGUUUGUGUAUAUAUCUGUAUAUUUGCGUGUGACUUUGAUCUAUUAUUGCUGUCAAGUUACAAAUUAUCA
Molecule: messenger RNA, 1441 nt
Organism: Pyrus x bretschneideri (Chinese white pear)
Lineage: Eukaryota; Viridiplantae; Streptophyta; Magnoliopsida; Rosales; Rosaceae
Product: transcription factor bHLH36-like
Exons: 3
Coding region: 178-927 (249 amino acids)
Biological process (GO): regulation of transcription by RNA polymerase II
Cellular component (GO): RNA polymerase II transcription regulator complex
Molecular function (GO): DNA-binding transcription factor activity, RNA polymerase II-specific; RNA polymerase II transcription regulatory region sequence-specific DNA binding; protein dimerization activity
Source: RefSeq, a predicted model, not a curated record